UGUGAACGAACGGGUAGGAUUUGCAGGGAGACUCGGUUUUUUUUCCAUUUCGCAUGAUGCAAUCUUGCUACACCGCGUUUGAUUUGGCAUCAAAAGAAUACGCUUCUACUGCUUGAUAACACUGAAUAGGAACAAAGGAUUUUCCAUUUUUUUUAAAAAAAUUGCAUUAUCAGUGCAGUUUUCUGCAUAUUUACUUGGAGAAGUCCUGCUGUUUUCAGAGGAUCUUAGUCCCAGAUAAGCAUAGAUGCGAUGUGCUGUCAAGUUGGAAUUGACAUAUAGCCACCCUAACAGGGCUUUCAAGCUUUUUUUUUGAUUUGAGGACAUUCCACAACUUGCUUUCCCCUCUUUUGUUCUUCACUAACUUCUCUGGAACCAAGUUAUGUCCACUGCUGCAUUAAUAAAUCUGGCUAGAACCAGGGGACACCAAGCAAGGAGAGUGCUGCUAACAUCUCGCAUUUUGCAAGACGAAAAGCGUGUAACAGUUGUAUGCCAGAGCUCUACCAGUGAACGCAGAACCUCCCGCUUUGAUCUGGAUGGUAGUGGCCGCCCUGCCACAUGGGACUCCUUUGGCAUUUGGGACAACCGCAUUGAUGAGCCAAUCCUCCUGCCACCAAGCAUAAAAUAUGGGAAGCCAAUCCCCAAGGUCAGCCUGUCACAUGUGCAUUGUGCCAGCCAUAUUGGGAAACGGAAAGAAAAUGAAGACCGAUUUGAUUAUGCCCAGCUGACUGAUAAUGUCCUAUAUUUUGCUGUUUAUGAUGGACAUGGUGGGGUGGCAGUUGCUGAGUUCUGCAAUAAGCACAUGCGGAAAUAUAUCCAAGAAUUUCUCGCUGAAGAGCAGGACAUGGAAUUAGUAUUGACCAAAGCCUUUUUAGAAAUAGACAAAGCAUAUCAGCGACAUGCUCACUUAUCUGCCAAUGCUUUCUUGCUGAACGCUGGAACCACAGCAACAGUGGCUCUGCUGCGAGAUGGGAUUGAGCUGGUUGUGGCCAGUGUUGGUGAUAGCCGUGCACUUUUAUGUCGCAAGGGGAAAGCCAUGAAGCUGACCGUUGAUCAUACGCCUGAAAGGAAAGAUGAGAAAGAAAGAAUCAAGAAAUGCGGUGGCUUUAUAGCCUGGAACAGCUUGGGACAGCCUCAUGUGAAUGGCAGACUAGCAAUGACCCGCAGUAUAGGAGACUUAGAUCUUAAAAAAUAUGGUGUGAUAGCUGAACCAGAAACGAAACGGGUUCAGUUGCAACAUGCAAGUGACAGCUUCUUGGUCCUUACUACAGAUGGCAUCAACUUCAUGGUGAACAGCCAAGAGAUCUGUGAUUUUGUGAACCAGUGUCACGAUCCUGCUGAAGCAGCUCAUGUAGUUACCGAGCAGGCCAUGCAAUACGGAACAGAAGAUAACAGUACUGUCGUUGUUGUGCCUUUUGGAGCAUGGGGCAAAUACAAAAAUUCAGAGAUCAACUUCUCAUUCACCCGGAGCUUUGCCUCAAGUGGGAGAUGGGCAUGAGAGCAUAUCUGUAGAUAGAGCAACGUAACUAUCUUAUCCCUCUCUGCCAGCAGCUAUAGUUUUCUGUCUGGCUAGCAAACUGCUGUUAACUUGAUGUUGCCUCUUAAUGAACAAGUAGGUUUAGUGCUUUUCUCAAGCCAACAAUGUCCAUCUUCUCCUUUUUAGGUAGGGCCAGAACUCUGGCUCUUUGUACCUGGCUGACACCUUUUUUUUAGAUAUUUAGUACCAAGUAUACAUAUAUUAUAUACGUGGUAUGUUUAAAGGCUGAGAGAGCAUGGCCAAGGCAAACAUGACCUGAAUUUGCAUGGUGUUGCAAAUAGAGAAGCAGUUGCAUAAGAACAGGGGAAAUGGCACAUCAUCUCUCUUGCCAUUACAGAUAUUUUCUUGCUUGGGUGAAAAGAGGUAGACAAAAGCUAGUAGCUGUGGGAUUAAGAGAGUGCAUCCGUGGCCAUUCUUUGCUUUGGUCUGCUGCUUUCAAGGAAACCUCCAACAUUAAAUCUGGUUUUAGUCUAGCCCAACUCUAAAAAGAAAUAUCUCAACCUCUAGGCUGGCACACGUCCCCCUUUUUAAAAAGCAGAGAGUGAGUUUUACAGUUUGAAGCUUACAUCUCUUUGUUUGUUUGGGGGGCCUUUGGCCAGUGUAUCGCUAGAAGCAUAUGUUACAGUCUUUGAGACAACCAGGGGCUCGAGGUUAACAAGGGGAACCAUGUUGUGUGCCUUCAGAUAGAUGAAAGCUACAUAAAUCUGUUGUAUUUAUUAAUCUUCAUCAAAUACGCUAAUCUAAGAAAUCCUCUUUACUUUUAAAACAUGCUCUCCAUGAGCCAAACUGUUAAAAUAAUGUAUUGUUCUUCUAUUACUUUUUGAAUGUUCAUUCUCUGAAUUUGACUUAGUAGUCAUUAAAAUAUAUAUACUGUCUUAGACGCACAAAGA
This is a messenger RNA of Pogona vitticeps (central bearded dragon), 2424 nucleotides long. RefSeq names its product protein phosphatase, Mg2+/Mn2+ dependent 1K (gene PPM1K). The record is from RefSeq and is a predicted model, not a curated record. Gene Ontology annotation, biological process: protein dephosphorylation. Gene Ontology annotation, molecular function: protein serine/threonine phosphatase activity; cation binding. NCBI's taxonomy places the organism in Eukaryota, Metazoa, Chordata, Lepidosauria, Squamata, Agamidae.